Molecule: messenger RNA, 987 nt
Organism: Micropterus salmoides (largemouth bass)
Lineage: Eukaryota; Metazoa; Chordata; Actinopteri; Centrarchiformes; Centrarchidae
Product: RING finger protein 212B-like
Exons: 13
Coding region: 107-862 (251 amino acids)
Biological process (GO): homologous chromosome pairing at meiosis; reciprocal meiotic recombination; protein sumoylation
Cellular component (GO): synaptonemal complex
Molecular function (GO): SUMO transferase activity
Source: RefSeq, a predicted model, not a curated record
UUUGCGCAGAUGCGCGACCAGAAAGGGCGGGACGGACGUCUGAUGCCGACUGAAGUUACUCCUUCAACUACUUCUGAUCAGAAGGAGUAAACCCACAGGACUAAAAAUGGACUGGUUCCACUGUAAUCAGUGCUUCACAAGGAGAGGGUCGAAGUUUGUUGUGGCCAGCUGUGGCCACAUCUUUUGCGGAGCGUGCAUUCAAUCUAGGCAGUGCAGCGUAUGUGGAGCCAGCUGCAGUUAUCUGCCCAUCACAGAUGAGAUGAAACCACAGGAAAGGGUGUUUUUCAAGGACCCCAUGAAGCUCAUCCAAUCACGGCUGGAGAACAUAUCACAGAUUGCGCUUUUUCAGAAGACACAGAUGGAGAGAGUCACAGCCCACUUCAAGCGUAAGUCUGUUGAACUGGAACGACAUCUGAAGGAAGUCACUGAGCAGGGUUACAGGCAACUCUCCGAGCUGAAAAGAGAGAAUGCUGACUUAAAAAAGCAGCUAUCAGAGCUGAAAAGAGAGACUGCUGAGUUGAAAAAGCCACUUUCUCAGAGGAGGGUUUCUCCAGGACCGUUUCAAAUACAUGGUACUCAAAGGAUGUCACUCCCUGUGGCUGUCACCUCUCCAGUUACCCCUCGUUCAAGAACUAUGAGUCACUUAGGCUCUGCAGAGUCACAGGGCUGGGCCAGAGGUCCUAGUCUAUUCUCCCUCACAACUCCUGGAUCAGUGACGUCUAUUUCUAGCCAUAGUUCUCUUCAUGAACGUGUACGCAGAACGCCCACAUCCUUUAGCACCCCUACAAGAACUCCGCAUCAGACUCAAGUUUCCCAGCUCCAGUUUAUAAGUGGAAUAUCAAUACAUUCACCCAGGCAUUAAUGAAAUGGCCCCUAACAUAUCUGAGGACAAUUUGGUUACUUACAUUCAUCAGGACUGCCAUGUCUGAUGCAGAUUCAUUUUUCUACAUCGUUGAGUACAGGUAUUUUAUUUGUUCAGCUUACUGA